GGUCAGCCUAACUGAAAGCUCAUACUGAUCUGUCAAAAUCUAUGGCAGAGUGCCAGAUCUAACUUACAUAAGCAAGAGGAACCUACCUAGUGAGAAGAAAGAAGGACAAGUCAGAGCAUCAGAAAGAAGUGAGGAGAAAUUGGCUGUAUAACAAGGAGUCUGAAAGAGUUGGAUUGAUGAACGGGGCUCUGAUUGCAGGCACGCCCAUAGCAGUGGAUUUCUGGAAUAUAAGAAAAGCUAGCCAAGCUCGCUUAUUCUUUCUUUCUCACAUGCACAGUGACCAUACAGUGGGCCUUUCUAGCACCUGGAGCCAGCCUAUCUAUUGUUCUCCUAUUACUGGUCAAAUCUUGCAUUUGAAAUUGAAGGUUGCUGAGUGCUGGAUCCACCCUCUUGAAGUGGGGGAGAGCCACGUCAUGCCUAUGGAUGACACUGGCCAAGAAACUAUGACUGUGACCUUGAUAGAUGCUAACCAUUGUCCUGGAUCUGUCAUGUUUCUCUUUGAAGGCUACUUCGGUGUCAUCCUCUACACAGGUGAUUUUCGUUACAAUCCUGACAUGCAGCAGGAGCCAGCUCUGAAGAACACAAAACUGAUCAAUGUUCUCUACUUGGACACUACCAACUGCCAUCCUGAGCUUAUCCUACCAUCCCGGCAGAAGGCCACUGAGCAAAUCAAAGAGCUGAUCAGGGCCCACCCCUGUCACCUGGUUAAAAUUGGUACCUACACUUUGGGAAAGGAGUCCCUCUUGGUACAGCUAGCUCAAGAAUUUGGCACUUGGAUUGUGGUGAGUCCUAGGAAGCUUGAAUUGAUGAAGCUACUGGGGCUGGAGAAUGUGUUCAGAACUGAGGAAGAGGCUGGUUGGAUUCAUGUUGUGGAUUUUUCAGAAAUCUGCCAAACAAAUAUGAUCCGCUGGAACCAGAGGCAUCCAACCAUAGCUAUCCUCCCCACCAGUCGGCCAGUGAAGAUCAGUCACCCUGAUGCCCACAUUGUUCCUUACUCAGACCACUCAUCUUUCCAAGAGUUGCUGCAGUUUGUGGCUUGGCUGAAGCCCUGUUCCAUAAUCCCAGUAGUGAAGACGGCAGAAUGUCAGAAAUAUUUCAGGCAGUACUUGAGAUCGGAAAAUGAGUCACUUAAGGAGUCCAAAGUACCUGAAUCGGUGAAAAGAUUCAUGCAGCUACCAAGCAAGAGGCAGGAAAGGCCCUCAAAGAUACUAAAACUAACUUCCUGUUGCCAAGUUCCAAAGGGGGUUUUGUUUGAAGAUAGCCAGGAUGCAGAGGUUUCCCAGCAAAGCUGCCCAAAGCCCCUGAAGAAAUCUCUGCCUUAUUCUAAAGGAAGGUGUUCUGGGUACUCUCUGGGUAGAGGGAAGCAGACAAUAAUGAUGGUAAAACCUCAAAAACUGGAGGACCAGAGUGGACAUUCUCCAGUGCAGUCUGAUGUGACAUCUAUCAAACAUCAGUCAGAGGACAAGAUUGCUGAUCCGUUCCAAAAACAUGAGACGAGUGUAACAUCAAAGCACACACUGCCCUGUUUUGAAGUGGUUGUCAGGACUCCUUGUUCCAGCUUGGGGGGUGACAAUCAUCUUUGCCAAGUAGGCUUGGAAGACUGUGUCCCCUCAGCAACACUGCACCCUGUUCAAAAUGACAUCAAUGACACACAUGGCUCCCAAAAGGACAUGGUGUUCCAGCCUACCAAUGCUCCAGGGAGCCUUCUUCAGAAGUAUGACUUUUCUCCGUUGAACAGCUCAAAGCAUUGGACCCUUCAAACCUUUGACCAGCAAGUGGAAAACUACUUAAAAAGAGGGAGGGCCCAAAUGCAAGAAGUAGAGCAAACUUUCAUUCAGGCUAAGAAUUCAUAGUAGAAGCAAAACUACCCGCAAAGAGGUUUUGUGGUAUGAUAGUCUGGGUUUUUUUGUGUCAAGUUAGAGAGAGCCUUUGUCCUUUAACUGACACUCAGCUACUCUCAACAUUCCCUUCCUUCUGGAUCAU
Molecule: messenger RNA, 1983 nt
Organism: Gekko japonicus
Lineage: Eukaryota; Metazoa; Chordata; Lepidosauria; Squamata; Gekkonidae
Gene: DCLRE1B
Product: DNA cross-link repair 1B
Exons: 5
Coding region: 177-1853 (558 amino acids)
Biological process (GO): double-strand break repair via nonhomologous end joining; interstrand cross-link repair; protection from non-homologous end joining at telomere
Molecular function (GO): 5'-3' DNA exonuclease activity; damaged DNA binding
Source: RefSeq, a predicted model, not a curated record